Messenger RNA from Portunus trituberculatus (swimming crab), 618 nucleotides. RefSeq lists its product as uncharacterized. Gene Ontology annotation, molecular function: nucleic acid binding. The coding region runs from base 1 to 618 and encodes 205 amino acids. NCBI's taxonomy places the organism in Eukaryota, Metazoa, Arthropoda, Malacostraca, Decapoda, Portunidae. The record is from RefSeq and is a predicted model, not a curated record. The transcript is spliced from 2 exons.
AUGGAACGUAAGGAUUUUGAGAUAAGAACCAACAUAAAAUUUUUGGUAAAGCUUGGUUGGAAAGGGACAGAGAUCAUUCAAGCUUUGCAGAACGUUUAUGGGGAUGAUGCUCCAAAGAAAACUUGUGUUUACAAAUGGAUUGAAAGAUUUCAAAAUGGUAGAGAAGCUGUUGAAGAUGAUGAGGGUCGUGGCAGACCAACAACCUCGAAAAGUAAUGAAAACAUUGAUGCUGUUAGGAGUAUAAUUGAAGAAGAUAGAAGACUGACAAUUCAUCAGAUAGCUGAGACUGUGAGCAUAUCAGUUGGUUCUGCUCAUUCGAUUCUGCAUGAAUAUUUAGGCCUCAGUAAACUUUCGGCUCGAUGGGUCCCAAAAGCGUUGUGCCCAGAUCAGCUAAAUUUCAGAAGUGAAUUGUCAACAGUGAUUUUGACCAAAAUUGAAGCCAAUGAAGACAACUUUUUCAGUCAAAUCAUCACAGGUGAUGAAACAUGGGUAUACCAGUAUGAUCCUGAAACAAAACAACAGUCCAAACAAUGGCUCCCACGCGGAACAUCUGGCCCAAUUAAAUUCAAAUCAAAGAGAUGGUAUAAGGCAAAGACAGCCUUGACUGAGCCAGCUUGA